AAAUCAAGAAUGAACUGCAGAGCUUCAGUUCUGGGAUCAGUGUUAUCUGUGAUAGAAAGUUUUAAACAGUGAGAUGAUAUGUCACCCAUCUUUGUUUGGAUUAGUACACUCAACUUCCCGCGGACUGGAUAUUUUACUCUGAUGCAGAGAGGAUCUUGGAAACAACUUGAAAACUGCGUAUGAGCAGCCAGACGCGCCCAUGAGACAGGUGAACAGAUACAGAGACACAGGGUAUUCGUUAUUUGGACAAAAGCUCAUUUAAUUGACAGCAUUGGAUGUCUAGACACCAGCCGUCCUCAACAGGCAAAGCUUGCUGCUGCUUCAGAAUAAGGUCUCUGGAUAGAAGACUGCAGGGGUCUCACCAUGGUGCACGAGAAGAACGACGGGAUAAACAAAGAAAUGGCCGUUCCACCAUUUCCACAGAAUAGACCCGCUCUGUCAUGGGAACUGAAGAUCAAGAAGACGCUGAAGUUGGUGCCUCCUUUUCUGGGAAAGUUCAGACCAAUCGUUGGACAGUGCUGCCACCAGUGCACCCCAGACAGUCUGAGCAAGAAGACUGGCCAAAACUUUUUCCUCGGCUUCCAUGACUUGUUGAAAGUCAACGAGACGCACACCAGGUAUCGAGGCUGGCUUGUGCGGAGGGUAUGCUGUGUGCUGUUUGUGAGUGGGUGCAAGGUUUACGCAAGCCCUGCUAACAACAGACUGGAGAGAGUCUGUCAGAGCAACAGGGUGAAGGAGGCGCUCACAGCUGAGCAUAAUGCACCAGAGGGGGGAGACAGCCGAGGGCAGAUCAACCGCCUCUCACCAUUCCUCCCCCUCAUUAACACCUGCAUCAUCCCGAGCCUCUUACGGUUCGUGGGCUGGGUGGUGCUGAAGAUGUUUGCUUCCAUAUUCGACAGUAUUCAAGUUAACCUCAACCAUCUGCCAGCUUUGCACAGAGCCUCACAAGAGGGAUCUUUGCUGGUUUACGUGUAUGUGCGUCAGAGCAUCAUGGACUGUGCUCUCAUCCCUCUGGUGCUUCUCUGCCACAACCUGAGAGUCCCAUACACUGUAUCUCCCCUCCAGAUUAACAGCUACUCCCUAAGAUCAAUCAUGCAGAAAGUAGGUGUGGUCCUCCUGCCGCCCUCUGCUGUGACUGAGCAGGACGCUGAGCUGGACAGUCUGUACUCAAUGGUCAUGACCUCUCUGGUACGUGAGCUGCUACAUGAGGGCCAGGCGCUAAGUGUUGGUGUGUCAGCGGAGUCUGGCCGAGGUGGCCAGUGGCUGGCUCGCAUCAGACAGCUCAUCAAAGAGGGAUCUGUCCCUGAUGUCAGUCUGGUCCCUGUGGGCAUCUCCUAUGACUGUGUGCCCAAGACCAAGAACAUACAGGUUGGCUUAAGCUCCUUGUUGCCGUUGCUGUGGUCUCUUCUCUGGAGGCGGCCAGGAGGAGGUGUGAGGAUCCACUUUGCUCAGCCCUUUUCUCUCAAGGAGAUGUGUGAGUCAGGGAGGUGCAGAGUGGAUGAAUGGCUCCCUCUACAGGACUUGUUGCUGCCUGUUAUCCUCGACAACAGGACCAACAGUGUGUUUGGGCGGAGGAGGAUGUCGUGGCUCCUGCCUUCUUCUCAUUAUGCUUCUGAACUCAAAGAGCCAACUCAUCCAGAGAGAGACCUGAGCAUCGCUAUCAUCCUCCACCUCAUCUACUCUGCAACCUCCUGCAUGGCUGUGAUGUCCACCAGUUUGGUGUCAAGUCUUUUGCUGUACAGGCGCCGCAAGGGCACGAGUACAUCUCUGCUGUGUCGUGAUGUGGCCUGGCUCACAGAGGAAGUCUUGUUCAGGAACAAAGAUGUCGGUUUUGGGGGGAGUUUGGCGGAAGUUAUCCACUAUUCCCUCUCUCUGCUCGCCCCUCAUCUCAUCAUAGCUGCAGUGCCAUCUAGCAAAGACCCUUUCAUUGUGCCCCGUCCUUCUCUUGCUGCUACACUUCAUCUCACCUUCCAGGCCCAGAUUGUCACACACACCUUCAUUUUGGAAGCUGUUGGGGCAUGUGCAGUAUCAGCCAUGCUGUGCGAGGUGGCCAGCAGUGGCGUCACAAUGGUGAGGAGCAGCGGUGUGGACGGGAAGGAGGUGAAAGAUGACAUGGAGUUCGAUGUGGUGCUCUGCCAAUCUGAACUGACGGAGAGAGCCCUGCAGCUCUGCCAUCUUCUGCCUCCGGGCUUCAUGCCACCCUGUCAGUCGUCCCAGAGUUUCGCACUGGAUGCAGUUGACAGUCUGGUACGCUGUGGCAUCCUGAUUAUGGAAGAAAUACCCAGGGAGGUUCCCAAGUGUGAUGUCUGGAAGAAGGACGCUCUGACUUGGACCACCAGUGACGAUCCUUAUAACAGUGACUCUGACUGUGAGGAACAGGAUCUGCAUUCAUACAAGAUAAGCCAGUCCAGUCAGUGUCCAGAGAUGCUCUUCUUCCUCUGCAGUAUGCUAUCUGGUCAUCUGAGGACGCUGUGCUGGGCGACCACCAAACUGGACCUUCUACACACACCUCUGCUGGAAGCAGAGUUUGUGGCUCAGAUACACUCCCAUCUGUGUGACACAGCAAGUAAGAAGAAACAGCACUAUGAGAGCUGCUCGGAGGAGGCUGCACACACUGCAGUUAGAACACUAAUAGACCUGGGGGUCCUUUUGGAGGAGCAUCACAAAGAAGGUGUCUUCCUGGAUGUCAGUCCUUUGUUCCAGUUGUCAGACAACAGGAAGAAACUGCACCGCUUCAUCUCACAUUACCUCUACAAUUAAUGUGUUUCACCGAGCAGCACAACUGGAGGCGUGACUUGGCUUUGUUUUGGGUGCAGAGUCUGACCUCUUCUUCUGUUAGUGUCAGAGAAACUUGUGUUCAGUGUUAAAGAAAGAUCCCCCCCUGAGUCGGCGCCUUUAGGUUAAUUGCAUUUUGAUUUUUCAGUGAUGAGACAUUGAUUUUUAAGUUUAUCUUUCAUAAUAGCAUUAGCAUAAAGCCACAGGAGACGAGGAUUAUGAAGUCCCUGUAAUCAGUUUGUAAGGACUCGGCUUGGUGCAGCUCAUGUUUCGACCAUGUUUAUGUUGUUGUUUGUAACGUGAACAGUAAGCUUAGUUCUGCUUCUUUCUAGUUUUUCACAAUUAAAGUUAAACCAAUGUUCUUUCUGAGAAUAAACAAAUUUGCUUCUUUCAUCACUAACUCCACACAUCUCAACUGGCUAUGUUUUACAGUAGUUUAUUAUUAUGCUCACUAAUUCAAGUAUUGAUUCAGAGUACCACUUUGACUUCUUUCCUCCCGAAUGUAGAUCUUGUAAACCUGCUGACUCAGACCUCAGAGGAGUCAGUCUGUCCGUCAAAGACCUUUUGACACAGAGAUGUAGGCAAAUCAAUACUUCAGUUUGAUCGUGGCAAACAGCUUUUUCUGGGAGGCAUUAAUAUUUUUAGUUUGCGCACUGCUUGUACAGUCAAUACUCAGCAUGGCUGUUUUUUUUUGUUUUUUUACAUUUUACCUUGGCGACAAACCAGAACUGCAGGUGAUCAGGUCUGAUUGUCCAUGAAACUCUACUGCCACCCAGUGUUAAACCAAGUGAACAGUCAAUGCCUCAGUAUAACUGGCAGCAUUGCAAUGUUUGAGAUCAGUUUCACUGGUCUAAUCUCGGUCUCUUAUUUUAAGACUCAUUUGUUAACAUAAUUACUGUGAUUGGACGUAAAACUCCUGCUUCAAGUUCUGUGGCUGUCUGAGGAGAAGACAGCCAAAUCUCCAAAUUUGGUUAACUAAACCUCAAUCUGCCAGACGGAGUCCAAAAGAAAACACACAGUAGUAAGCAGAUCCCGCAACACAACGCUGACUGAGACAGCUGACCCCGGAGCAAAUGAGUAACUGAUUGUUAAAUUUAUUUACCAGACAGCUCACCUCCACACAACUGCAAAAUGUACAGUGAUCGUUUAGU
Molecule: messenger RNA, 3926 nt
Organism: Larimichthys crocea (large yellow croaker)
Lineage: Eukaryota; Metazoa; Chordata; Actinopteri; Sciaenidae
Gene: gpat2
Product: glycerol-3-phosphate acyltransferase 2, mitochondrial
Exons: 25
Coding region: 364-2760 (798 amino acids)
Biological process (GO): triglyceride biosynthetic process; fatty acid metabolic process; phospholipid biosynthetic process
Cellular component (GO): mitochondrial membrane
Molecular function (GO): glycerol-3-phosphate O-acyltransferase activity
Source: RefSeq, a predicted model, not a curated record